AUGAGGCCGAACGAAGAGUCGGAGGUGCCCACCUUGGCGCAGCGCCUGGAGAAGCUGAAGCGGCGGGCGGGCGAGGGCAUCGAGGCGUCGUCGUCGGCGCUGGGCGAGCUGGGCCGGGCGAUCUGGAGCCGGCCGGAGCUGGCCUACGAGGAGCGGCAGGCCCACGCCGCCCUCACGCGCUUCUUCGCCGCCCGCCCGGCCUGGGCGGUGCAGCCGGCCUACAAGCUGGAGACGGCCUUCCGGGCGGACUGGGCCUGGCCCGGGCCGCCCCGCCACGGCGCCGAGCCCCCCGCCGCCCCCCUCCGCCUGGCCUUCCUGUGCGAGUACGACGCCCUGCCCGGCCUGGGCCACGCCUGCGGCCACAACCUCAUCGCCCAGGUGGGCGCCGCCGCCGCCCUGGGCCUCCAGGCCGCCCUCGAGGGCCUCGCCCCGCGCGGCCCCGCCGUCCAGAUCACGGUGCUGGGCACUCCUGCUGAGGAAGAUGGAGGAGGUAAAAUAGACUUAAUCAAAGCUGGAGCGUUUGAUGAUCUAGAUGUUGUUUUCAUGGCUCACCCCUCCCAAGAAGAUGCAGCUUAUUUGCCUGAUGUAGCAGAGCACGAUGUGACUGUGAAAUACUAUGGAAAAGCUUCUCAUGCUGCUGCUUACCCUUGGGAAGGAGUAAAUGCAUUAGAUGCUGCUGUUCUUGCAUACAACAAUCUGUCACUUUUAAGACAGCAAAUGAAACCAACCUGGAGAGUUCAUGGUAUAAUAAAGAAUGGAGGUGUGAAACCUAAUAUCAUCCCUUCUUAUGCUGAAUUAGAAUUUUACUUGCGUGCCCCUUCGCUAAGAGAACUCUCAGUCCUGACAGAAAAAGCAGAGAACUGUUUUAAAGCUGCUGCUCUGGCCACAGGAUGUGAAGUGGAACUACAAGGUGGAGCAAAUGAUUAUUAUAAUGUGCUUCCUAACAAGAGCCUUGAAAAAGCUUACAUAGAGAAUGGGAAGAAGCUUGGCAUGGAGUUUAUCUCAGAUGAGAACUUGAUUGGGCUGUCAGGUUCUACUGACUUCGGCAAUGUUACGUUUGUGGUUCCUGGGAUUCAUCCCUAUUUUUACAUUGGCUCAGAUGCACUGAACCAUACUGAGCAGUACACAGCAGCUGCAGGGUCAGAAGAAGCACAGUUCUACACCUUGCGGACAGCUAAAGCUUUGGCAAUGACUGCACUGGAUGUUAUUUUCAAGCCAGAUCUGUUGGAGAGAGUUAGAGAAGAUUUCAGAAUAGUUAAGCUGAAUGAGGAAAGUCACAUGAAUGCGCCUGAACGUGGAAAAGGGUCUCUUCUUGGUAUUGGAGCUGCAUGUGCCUCACGUUGAAUAACAGCACUUCACAACUUUAAACUCAAUAGAAUAUCCUGAAUUGUUCUACUUGAAUUCUAGAGAAUGUUUAAUAGCUGAAAAGAGAUGCUGAUAUUUUAAGUGGCACAACUAAAUGACCUCAGUGUACUUCCAAAAUAUCUGUGGUCUAGUAUCAUGUAACUGCCCUAAUUUGGCAGACAAAA
Messenger RNA from Euleptes europaea (tarantolino), 1529 nucleotides. It is a transcript of the gene PM20D2, whose product is annotated as peptidase M20 domain containing 2. Gene Ontology annotation, molecular function: dipeptidase activity. The coding region runs from base 1 to 1344 and encodes 447 amino acids. The transcript is spliced from 7 exons. Lineage: Eukaryota; Metazoa; Chordata; Lepidosauria; Squamata; Sphaerodactylidae. The record is from RefSeq and is a predicted model, not a curated record.